Molecule: messenger RNA, 1212 nt
Organism: Blepharisma stoltei
Lineage: Eukaryota; Ciliophora; Heterotrichea; Heterotrichida; Blepharismidae
Source: the annotation of a GenBank genome assembly
AUGUCAUAUAGAGAAUUUUUACAAGGGUAUGAAAAAGAAACCAACCAGCUUGACGACCUCAAGGAAGCAAUUGAAUACCACCUUAGCCUUGGUGAUUUCAGCACUGCUUCAACUUUACUUUGCCAAUUGGUUACACUGGAUGGUUACAACGCAACAGAAUGGGCGAAUCUCGGCCACUGCUACCUUCUAUUGGAAAGGCUCGAUGAGAGCUUUAGAGCCUACUCCAAUGCCCAUCUCAUUUGGAAAGAUUCAGCUCCAGCACAGCUUUGGUAUGGACUUGGCCUUCUGUGUUUCAAAUGCAGACUUUUUGAAAUGGCCGAGCGAUAUUUCCAAGCUGCUCUUCGAGCUGAUCCUAAAUUUGAGCAUACAUCUCACAUAUACUUAAAGCUUGGGAUUAUUAAUAAAAACUCCAAGCAAUACCUUAAGGCAAUUACUUAUCUAAGAAAUUGCUUAAACACUCAAGAUCUCAGUGAAGAACAGACUGUUGAGACUCUGUGCCAAAUAGCAAACUGCUUAGAAGUUUCAAGAAAAAGUUAUGCAAUAGAACUUUACCAAGUUGCAAAGAAUUUGAAAUCCAACCUAAAAACCACAGCAUGCUUGGGAUGGGGUUAUUUUGUAAAUAAAGACUACGACAAAGCUAUUGCAAUGUUCAACGAAGCUUUAAGCCUUGCUGAAAACCCAGAAACUAAGCCUUACUGCGAUAUAGUUUACCUGAAGGCUCGCUGCCUGAUAGAAACUAAGUCGUUUCAUAGGGCACUUUCUCUUCUUGUCUCAAUUACCACCAAAUACCCACAGGAGCCAAUUUACAAGAUGUCGUUGGCAGUUGUAUAUGUAGAGCUUGAGCAAUGCCAAAAUGCUUUGGCAUGCCUUUACAGCUGUCUAACACUUAAAUACGACGAAAUUGAGGCUUACAUCAAUUUGGGAAUUGUUAACGAAUUGAUGUUCCAAAGGGAAGAAGCCAUUGCGUGGUACCAAAAAGUGAUUGACAAAAACCCUGCAAAUAAUAUCGCCCCAAAGAGAUUCAAGCUUUUAAGCAAGCACAAAAACAAGCCAAGAAAUAUUCCAGAGCCGCUUCAGCCAAACAUCGACAUUACUGAAUUUCCAUUUAAGCAUAUUGAGUGGAAUUAUCAGCAAACUGCUUACCCUCAAAAUUGAAUAAAAAGUAACAUUGCUCAAGAGAAUACCAUAUUAGGUACUGUUGAAAAUAUAUAA